UGAGACUCGUUAAAGUCUGGCUUACCUUGUCCGAGUUUUAGGGUUUCCGUUUCAGGAGCAGAGAAGCGCAGUCGGCGAGGUUGCAAUGGCGAGGAUAAAGGUUCACGAGUUAAGGAACAAGAGCAAGGCGGAGCUAUUGAACCAACUGAAGGAACUGAAGGCAGAGCUCGCCCUCCUCCGCGUUGCCAAGGUCACUGGUGGUGCCCCCAACAAGCUCUCCAAGAUAAAGGUGGUGCGGUUGUCGAUUGCGCAGGUGUUGACGGUGAUUUCGCAGAAGCAGAAGGCGGUGCUGAGGGAAGCUUAUAAGAACAAGAAGUACAUGCCUCUGGAUCUUCGUCCCAAGAAAACUCGUGCUAUUCGUAGGCGUCUCACUAAGCACCAGGCAUCUUUGAAGACAGAGCGGGAGAAGAAGAGGGAGAUGUACUUUCCACUGAGGAAAUAUGCCAUCAAAGUGUAGUUGGGCUUGCACUUUCCUGGAGUUGUUUUGUUUGAAAGUCAAUUGUUUCUCUGAGUAUUAGUUUAUAUCUUGCUUCGUGAGCAACAUUUUUGUCUCCAAUGUUGUUUUUGGGAGCUUGUAUUCCAAGUAAUAUUGCACUUCCAUUUACUUGAAACUAGUUAAGCACAUUAUUUUGAAGAAGAAAUUUACCAGUUCUAUUCCAGAACGAUGAGUGUGAUUUUGGUGGCUUAUGAUGUGAUUCAAGGAAUGUGUUAUCAUGCUAUGGCCUAUGGCGUUGACAUAAAUCUGUUCAAUGAUU
Rubroshorea leprosula is the source of this 755-nucleotide messenger RNA. The record is from the annotation of a GenBank genome assembly. NCBI's taxonomy places the organism in Eukaryota, Viridiplantae, Streptophyta, Magnoliopsida, Malvales, Dipterocarpaceae.